Messenger RNA from Geodia barretti, 1559 nucleotides. The record is from the annotation of a GenBank genome assembly. NCBI's taxonomy places the organism in Eukaryota, Metazoa, Porifera, Demospongiae, Tetractinellida, Geodiidae.
CCGCCCAAAGUCUCUAUGCUAAAGCUUAUCACCCCUCCGCUUCUCCCACGUCUCCUAUCCUCUUAUCCUCUCGGCUCAUCCUACCUCUAUCGGGGUCGCUAGCGAACUCUCUCAUUACUAUCUUAUUCUUAAUAGCUAAAGGUCGAAGUUGGCUGACAUCAAGGUCCCUCCAGCACGCUACGGCCUGCGGACGCGAACUCGUAAAAGCGAAGACGGAGCAUCUGACGGCCAUCAGCAGAUUCAUAAAUCGGGGAUGCGUCGGUCCCUACCUUGAAGGUGGUACCAACAGGAUAUGAAGGACAUACGACACGAUGGACAGUACCAGCAAGACAAGAGAGGGCUGCUCAUAGACAAGUGGAGGAGACUGGCAGCGAGGCGACGUACGUGUGCGUAUGAUCACCGCCAUGGUAAAGGCGAGGAAGAGAAUGAAGCAGAGAAAGUCUGCAAAUUGCUGAGACCUCGCCGGUCACUCCUCCACCAGUGGUACCCAGUUCUCGAGGGAGUCGAGGUGGACCUAAAGGACCAAAAGGCACCACACUUGCCGACAGCCCAGGCCUUGCCAUUCUCAUCAACUGCACGUACGAGAACUGCGACAAUCCCGACAUGACUCCACUUCGCGGUACCGCUAAAGACGCCGCAGCGAUGAUGCAAACCUUCGACAGUCUAAACUACGUCGUCCACCAGCUCGACAAUCCAACCAAGGCCCAAAUACUAGCCAAGAUAAAAGAGGUUUCCGCAUCGCUCAAGACUUGUAGUCUGAGCCGAGAAGAGGCGGAAGAAAAAGUCGUCUUCUUUGCCUUUUCCGGGCACGGGACGACCGAGGACGGCAUCGAGAAAAUCUAUGCCAACGACGGCGAAACCGUUCAACUGAAAGACAUCGUUUACUUUCUCACCGUACCUCCCGGCGUUCAGUACGUCCCGAAAUUAUUCCUGGUCGACGCAUGUCGUGGAGCUCAGACACUCUCUGAGAAAGGAGUUGGAGGUGGUGGUGCCGCAGCACAGACUAAAAGUGUUCCCAGCGCCAACAUGGGCUUCGUGAAAAAGCUCCCUCGACGCAUAGAGGGAAACUACUACAUUGCCUAUGCCACCGUCCCCCACCACGUCUCGUGGGGUGGCGAAGCGGGGAGUCUGUGGAUGCCGAAACUGGCCAAGGCGCUGUGGGAUGAGAAAGACGAACCUUUCCAGAUCAUUGCCAGUAAGGUGAUGAGAGAAGUGAGUCUGCAGUUCGAGCAGCAGUGUAACUCUGACGAUCGUCUUAACGUCGGCCCUCUCUACCUCCAAAAGAAACUGAGUUAACUCUCGAACUGGACUCAAUUGUUUUAGAGAGAGAGAAGAAGUUUUCUUGUGUUUUCAAGGAUGUCUCAAGAAAGGUUUUUAGGUUCUAGCAUUUGUCCACGGAAACGUUUAUAGAUUACAUGUCCAAAGAAAGGUUUUUAGACGAGAAACAUACCAAUUUCCUUCUGUCGAGGUGCAGUAUUAUUACGGUUCUCUCGCGGCAGUCUCGGGUUGUGCGGCGGCUGCGCUUCGUUAUUGCGCAUGCGCAAAUCGUCGGAAAGUCG